AGAAGACAAAAAAAAAACGAGUGAAAACAAACGAUUUGGAAAAUUAUUGGUUGCCGUUGGUGCGUUAGGCACAGCCCUCCACCCUUUUUUUUCUUGCUUUAAAUCUAAAAGCCAACCACCAAGCAUUUCAUUCUCUUCAAAUUCUCUUCAUUCUUUCAACUGGGGAAGAAUUUCUGCUUUAAUUUCCAGGUGAGAAUCUGGUUUCGCGUCCGUUUGAGUUUGAGCAAGUCAUCUUCCUCAGUUUUCUCUUGGUUAUCAAAGACGGAAGCCAGGGAAUGCUGAAAGAUGUGUGUCAAGUUCGAGAACUCUCCAUCUCUUAUUGAUGAGGUUGUAGUUCUGUUUGGGCUGCCCUUGCUUAUCAAUGAUGAGAUUGAUAAAACUCGCAACGAGUUCAGAUUCUAUGCUCAAGUGCCCACUUCAGUGAGAAAUAUAGGCGGGCACAUCUUGUCAAAACAUGAUGUCUAUGAAGAUGGUUGAACUUUUAUAUUCUUGAGAAUAUAGCUUCUGUAUUAUAUAUUACGCUAUCAGGUAGAAGUAGCUUCUGCAGUGUACAAGAAUAGUAGCUGGAAAUGGAAAACAAAGGGAGCGUGUUGAUGCAGCGGUUUGAAUUGGGGCGAUUAUUAGGGCAAGGAACCUUUGCCAAGGUUCACCAUGCAAGGAACCUUAAAACCGGCAUGAGUGUUGCGAUUAAGAUAAUUGAUAAAGAGAGGGUCUUGAAGGUCGGAAUGAUAGAUCAGAUUAAGCGAGAAAUUUCUGUCAUGCGACUGAUUAGACACCCGAAUGUUGUGGAGCUAUAUGAGGUAAUGGCCAGCAAAACCAAGAUUUACUUUGUCAUGGAGUAUGUCAAAGGCGGUGAGCUCUUCAACAAGGUUUCCAAAGGCAAGCUAAAAGAGGAUGUUGCUAGGAAAUAUUUUCAGCAGCUCAUCAGUGCUGUUGAUUACUGCCAUAGUCGAGGAGUCUGCCAUCGAGAUUUGAAACCAGAAAACCUACUUUUGGAUGAGAACGAGGAUCUAAAGGUUUCAGAUUUUGGAUUGAGUGCCCUUGGUGAAUCUAAGCGCCAAGAUGGUCUGCUUCAUACAACCUGUGGAACCCCUGCAUACGUUGCUCCAGAAGUAAUAAACAGGAAAGGCUAUGAUGGCGCCAAAGCUGACGUUUGGUCAUGUGGGGUGGUGUUGUAUGUUCUAUUGGCUGGCUAUCUCCCAUUUCACGAUUCAAAUCUGAUGGAGAUGUAUAGGAAGAUUGGUAAGGGUGAAUUCAAAUUCCCGAACUGGUUUUCUCCGGAAGUACGCAGGUUGCUGUCAAAGAUCAUGGACCCGAAUCCAAAUACUCGGAUAUCCAUUGCCAAAAUUAUGCAGAGUUCUUGGUGCCGGAAGGGACUCGUCCAGAAACCUGUAAUUGCUGAGGUACCAAUGAAAGAGCCAGCCCCUCUGGAUGUUGAUGCAAUUUUUGGAGCUAAUGAAGAUAGCAAUUCUUCUGUGGAGUCAAAGCAACAAUUAUCAAAGCCAUCUAACUUGAAUGCUUUCGAUAUCAUCUCCUACUCAGCAGGAUUUGACUUGUCUGGAUUGUUUGAGCAGACAGAUCAGAAAAAGGAAGUGCGGUUUACGUCCAACAAAACGGCCUCCACCAUCAUCUCUAAGCUGGAGGACAUUGCCAAGCGUCUGAAACUGAAAAUAAAGAAGCGGGAUGGAGGGUUGUUGAAAAUGGAAGGGUCCACAGAGGGCAGGAAGGGGGUGCUGGGCAUUGAAACCGAGAUAUUUGAAAUCACCCCGUCUUUUCAUCUGGUAGAAGUGAAGAAGUCUAGUGGAGAUACACUGGAGUAUCACAAGGCCAUGAAGAAAGAUUUCAGACCAGCUCUCAAGGACAUCGUUUGGACUUGGCAAGGAGAGGAGCAGCAGCAGCAGCAGCAGCAACAACAAGAAGAGCCACCAGAACUCGGGCAGCAGCUGCCGCAGCAACAAGAACAAGAGCCGCCACAGCUAGGGCAGCAAGAGCAACAGCCUUCUCUGGCAAUCCCAGUGCACGCAGUCGCACCCUAGGAUUCAUAACAAUCGAAGAAAAAAAGGGUAGCGGAUUCGUUUGUAGUAUGUCAUAGUAUGAACUUUGUUGGUCCAUUAUUGAGAAACAUUAAUCAUUGUAGCGAUUGCAAAGUACAAUGAAUGCAAGAAUUUGAAUUUUUCUUAAA
Molecule: messenger RNA, 2182 nt
Organism: Pyrus x bretschneideri (Chinese white pear)
Lineage: Eukaryota; Viridiplantae; Streptophyta; Magnoliopsida; Rosales; Rosaceae
Product: CBL-interacting protein kinase 2
Exons: 2
Coding region: 570-2036 (488 amino acids)
Biological process (GO): protein phosphorylation; signal transduction
Molecular function (GO): ATP binding; protein kinase activity
Source: RefSeq, a predicted model, not a curated record